CAAGAGAAUGCGGCUUGGAUUGGUCAGGGAAGGGAAAGAAGCCAACACCAACUUUCAGGGCGUUCAACUAUAGGCCAGAAAUUUGGUCAAGUUGGCUUUGGUGAAGUUCUCUUUGCUCUUUGUUCGCGAAAGAGCAUCAACGGCGCGAAAGUUAUGGUCGAUGACUCGGCAACGAGGUUGAACGCGUGGCUUUCUUUGUCUUUUUGUAUUGGAGAAUCUCUCGUCGUUUGUCUCGCCCCGGCAGCAGCAACACCAUCAGCGGGAUGGAGGAAAAAGAUGAGGUGGCCUGGUGCAAUCACCCUCCUGAGAUUGAGACAUCCACUGAUCGCUGGCUCAACCGGCGAAACACAAGUCGCGCUGCCGGCUGCCGCUACGGUGUGUCAAUUUGCACGGCAUGGCGGAUGGGGACGAAUGCGAUUAAAGUGCUUCGAUAUGGCUCCAGUCCAACCUUGGCUCUCCCCUUUUUUUGUUAGUAUCGCUUGCCGAAUCCCACUGGAGUCUGGCAGAGAUGUCUGGGCAGAAAAGAAAGAAGUCCGUCAUACCAACCAUGAAUCCAUCAUCCAUGCCACCUGUGACCACAACAGUCCCGCCCAUCCCGCGCGACCUGAGUCUUGUGUGAUGGAUUGAUUGCCGGGUGCCGGAGCCAGCAGCCAGGUCUUGAUUCCCAUCCAAUCCUCUUGUCAACAAUGGGUGGAGGGACUCAGGGAGGACCGGUGGGCGACAUUUGCGUCCCUCUUUUAGAGAUUAGGCGGACGGUGGCCACUUUCUCACGUAACUGGCGAUCUACAUCCAACUCGGAGGAUGAGCGGGUUCGUCAGUUUGUGACUUGGUUGGCUGGCUUGUUGCUGCGUGUCUCCUUUUGCGUGUUGCAAAUGCAAUGUGCAUGCGGCGACGUACGCGGUUUAUCUGCAGAUAUUCGCGGGACCCCGUUGAGAUACAUUUGGGACCAAAGUACCUUACAGACAGAGAAAGAGCCCAAGGUACCUACCUACCUUACGGCUAACGUGCUUUCCUUCGUCGCAGUGAAGGAACUUAGGAAAGAGAGCAGGCGGCCGAUUGUAUGUACUCCGUACAUCGUUCCUCCUUAUCCAAUUUAA
Molecule: messenger RNA, 1097 nt
Organism: Colletotrichum godetiae
Lineage: Eukaryota; Fungi; Ascomycota; Sordariomycetes; Glomerellales; Glomerellaceae
Exons: 1
Source: RefSeq, a predicted model, not a curated record